ACAGCUAUUUUGUUGCCCCUCCGGUUGUUUCUCGCCGACUUCCAAGAUGACAGAACAAUUAAGUUCACUCGUAUCCCAAAAGUCGUCCGACUCGGGCCUCCAUAUUCAACUUCACCCUUUGAUCCUCCUCACGAUCUCGGACCACAUUACUAGACAUGCCGCAAGAUUACAGCAAGGCCCAAUCCUCGGAGCUCUGCUCGGGCAACAAAACGGGCGCGAGAUAACACUAGAGCACGCUUUCGAAUGUAUUGUGGAAGAAGGUCCAAACGGCGAGCCCCAACUACCAAAUGAAUGGUUUAAUGAACGAGUCAAACAAUUCAAGGAUGUACAUAAAGUCCCUGCCCUUGAUAUUGUCGGAUGGUGGUCAACAGCUCCCCCAUCCGGUCCAGACGCAACUCAUCUCCCGAUUCAUCGCCAAAUCCUCCAAGAUCAUAACGAAUCCGCGGUAUUUCUCGCAUUCCACCCCUCUCAAGUGAAGGGCGCAUCAGCAAACGGUGAAAGCGAGAAAACGAUGCAAGUAGAUGGCGAGGAACAGUCGUUGAGCAUACGAUUCCGGGAACUGCCAUAUUUCGUCGAAACCGGGGAGGCCGAGAUGAUAGGUAUCGAUACUGUCGCUAGAACUGCGAGAAAUGCAGCCGUUGAAGGGCCGAGCGCACUCUCCGCAGCAAAAGAAGUGCUGAAGAAGAAAACCGACAAGAAGGAACAGCCGGCCGAUACUGUGGUGCUUUCGCCGGAGGAAGAAGAACUGAUCGCCAGUCUCAACACCCGGCUCAAUGCGAUCCGGACACUAGAAUCUCGAAUCUCGUUGAUAAAAUCAUACGUCGCUAGUAUAUCUCCAGCAUCUGAAGGUGGUAACCAAGGGAACACAACAUCAUCAACGGCGACUCUAUCUCACCCGAUUCUCCGCAACAUCAACUCCCUCCUUUCACACUUGUCCUUACUCUCUCCUCAAGAACAGAGUGCAUUCUCAGCUGAGGUCCUCGCUCAGAGCAACGAUGUUCACCUAGUCGCACUCCUCGGCCAACUAAGCAGCAGCAUCAACAGCAUGCGCGAACUAGGAAAGAGGACCGCUAUUCUCAACAAUGUACGAAGAACUAAUGCGAACCGAAAGACGCAAAUGUCCAUGCAAAGCCGGUUCGAGGAAGAACUUUUCGCCCGUGAUGGUAUUGCCCACGGAUAAGCGAUGGCUAGACUUAGAAUAAGUUUGUUGGCCUUAUGGCUGAUGAUGAUUAUCAACUCAAUUCCUAGGUGGUUUACAGUGGCGUUUGGUCUUAUUAGAACAGCUUAUCAUGAGGAAUGAAGACAAUAUCUUACGAG
Messenger RNA from Aspergillus nomiae NRRL 13137, 1317 nucleotides. RefSeq names its product COP9 signalosome complex subunit 6. Gene Ontology annotation, cellular component: COP9 signalosome. The record is from RefSeq and is a predicted model, not a curated record. The coding region runs from base 47 to 1180 and encodes 377 amino acids. Lineage: Eukaryota; Fungi; Ascomycota; Eurotiomycetes; Eurotiales; Aspergillaceae. Gene Ontology annotation, molecular function: protein binding; metallopeptidase activity. Gene Ontology annotation, biological process: protein deneddylation. The transcript is spliced from 4 exons.